ACUCCCUAAAUUCCGUCGAGCUCUCUCGAUUUUUGUUCUCUGUUUUUGUUACAUUUCUUGUUUAUUGGCUUUUACUUCUGCUAGUUAACAAGUUUAGUUCUUUCACAGCACCAGAAACAGAGAGCUACAAAUUCUUUCCGCUUUGUGAAAUCUGUAAUCAUGCUCGUAUAUCAGGAUCUUCUCACAGGUGAUGAGCUGCUUUCCGACGCAUUCCCAUACAAGGAAAUCGAGAAUGGGAUGUUAUGGGAAGUUCAGGGAAAGUGGGUGGUUAAGGGAGCUGUUGAUGUAGACAUUGGUGCUAACCCUUCUGCUGAAGGUGAGAAAGAAGAUGAAGGUCUUGAUGACCCAGCUGUCAAAGUUGUUGAUAUUGUGGAUACAUUCAGGCUUCGGGAGCAAUUUGCUUUUGACAAGCAGCAGUUUCUUGCCUUCAUGAAGAGGUACAUCAAAUUGCUGACACCCAAAUUGGAGCCAGAGAAACAGGAGUCCUUCAAGAAGCACAUCGAAGGAGCUACCAAGUUUCUGCUGUCAAAGCUCGAAGACCUCCAAUUCUUUGUGGGCGAGAGCAUGCAUGAUGAUAGCAGCUUGGUAUUUGCAUACUACAAGGAAGGUUCAACUGAACCAACCUUUCUGUACUUUGCAUACGGCCUCAAGGAAAUCAAGUGUUAAGAAAGGAAUCGCUCAUUUCAUGAGAGCUUAGUCUAUGUUAUUUAAAAGUAAAAGCUUGUGGUGUGUUUUGGUAUUUUUGCAUUAACGAGCCUUCUGUACUUUGAUUAAACUGGGAAGUAAAGUCAUUAAUACUUGGCUUUAGCAAA
This is a messenger RNA of Manihot esculenta (cassava), 812 nucleotides long. RefSeq names its product translationally-controlled tumor protein homolog. NCBI's taxonomy places the organism in Eukaryota, Viridiplantae, Streptophyta, Magnoliopsida, Malpighiales, Euphorbiaceae. The record is from RefSeq and is a predicted model, not a curated record. The coding region runs from base 160 to 666 and encodes 168 amino acids. The transcript has 5 exons. Gene Ontology annotation, molecular function: calcium ion binding. Gene Ontology annotation, cellular component: cytoplasm.